GAGCGCCUCGGCGCCUCUCAAGUCGCGGCAGACAUUUUUCAAUGCAAGAUUUUUUUCUUGCAUAAAUUAUGUUCAUGACGUAGUGGCGAAAAGGGCACAUUUGUGGCGAUUCCCGCCGACUUUGCUCCUCACAUGGGCGCUGGUGAGGUUCCUGGAGGCUUUUUUUCGGCGUUGCCUUCGCGGCGAGCCUGGUGGAGAGAGGCCAGACUCCCCCAAAAAACACACACAUUGCAGCCCUCCUUCUUAGCCAUGCAAAUGGCUUUUGUGUGUGCGGCCACUGCGCCUGUCUGGGAGCUGAGAUGAAUUUUUAAUUAGGUGUGCCUGAUACAAACUGUCACACUGUUGAGAUUUUUUCCGCGGGGGUUCACCUGGGCGAGUUUUUUUUUGGAGCCAUGAAGUCCCAGGACCUUCCUGCCAGAGACGCCCCGGCGCUUACCGUCAACGAGCAGCCAUUCACUGUCUGAGCGCAGACGUCUUUUUUCAGCCCAUUUCAAAUCCUGCCCUUUGACAUUCCCUGCCGGAGGCUACCAGGUCAUCGUGAUGUCCGGCCAAGAGACAAUACGCGUGCUGGAGGUGGAAGUCGAUGCGUCUUCUUCAUCGGUACCGGAAGGGAAGAGGAGUGAAGGGAAAGCGGAAGAGGGAGGGGCUCAACCCGAGGGAAGCCUCCCACGGGACGACCAUGUUGGACACACGCCACAAACGGCGCCCGCACAGGCUCCGCCGCCUGCCGCCCAGACGGUCACGCCGACUGUGCCCAUCAGCGUAUCCCUGCCGCCGCCUCCAGCGGCCGCCGUCACCGUGCAAGGUUGUCCGCAGGUUCUGUCCCAGGAGAGUUUGGCCACGCUGAUGACUGCUGGUAUGUUGGCCCAGACGGGCUCCCUUGGCCAGCCCCUGCUCAUCCCCAUCGGUGGCCAGGGGGGUCUGGCUGUCCUCACCCUGCCCACAACCAACGUGGCCACUCUGUCUGGGCUUGCCACCGCCACCACGCAGCCUGGAAACCUCCUCAAGCUGCCCUUUGCUGGCCUUCAAGCUGCAACAGUUCUGAACUCGGUUCAGCCUCAGCUGCAGACCAGCACACAGGCGGUGUUCCAGUCUGCAGCAGCUUCCAUACAGCCGGUGCAGACCACCUUGCAGCAGCCACAGCCCACAUCGGCCGCCAACGCUCCUGCCGCCCAGGAGUCCGCGGCUCAGGCCCCCCUGACGGCUGCCGCCGCCUCCCAGGCUAACCUACCUGUGGCGGCGCUCCAGACGGCGGGGCUCUCCAUCAAUCCUGCACUUAUCAACGCCGCCUCGCUGGGAGCGCAGACCCAGUUCCUCAGUUCGCUCACCUCCUCCCCCAUUAUCACCAGCACCAUGUCCAACAUGGCCGGCAUCACCAGCCAGAUCCUGACCACCGCUCAGGGACAGGUGAUCGGAACGCUCCCUCUGCUGGUGAACCCAGCCUCCCUGGCCGGGGGGGCUGCUACCCCUGCCCUGCCCCUCCAGGGUCUGCAGGUUCAGACCGUCACACCGCAGUUGCUCCUGAACACGCAGGGCCAGAUCAUCGCCGCGGUGGGGAACGGCGCCACCGCCGCCGCCCUUGCCGCCUCUGCGGCGGUGCUGCCCAAAGCGGCCGCCCCACCCGCAGCGUCCAAAGCCAGCCCCCAGGCCACAGCUGCCAGCCAGUCGCCCGUCAUCAUCGCCCCGCAGCCGUCAGUGCUCAAGAGCGCCACCACGCCUUCCUGUGCGGCCCCCGUGACCUGUGCCGACAUGGCUAAAGUGGGGCAGCUAGUCAGCAAGCCCCAUCAGGCCACCAGCGGCGAGGACGGUAUCAAUCUGGAGGAGAUACGAGAGUUCGCCAAGAACUUCAAGAUCCGUCGGCUGUCGCUGGGACUCACGCAGACGCAAGUGGGACAGGCUCUGACCGCCACGGAAGGCCCCGCUUACAGCCAGUCGGCCAUUUGCAGGUUUGAAAAGCUGGACAUCACCCCGAAGAGCGCCCAGAAGCUGAAGCCGGUGCUGGAGAAGUGGCUGGCCGAGGCGGAGCACUGGAACCAGAAGGGCCAGCAGAACCUGAUGGAGUUUGUGGGCGGCGAGCCGUCCAAGAAGCGCAAGCGUCGCACCAGCUUCACGCCUCAGGCCAUCGAGGUGCUCAACUCCUACUUUGAGAAGAACUCGCUGCCCACGGGACAGGAGAUCACCGAGAUCGCCAAGGAGCUCAACUACGACCGGGAGGUGGUGCGCGUUUGGUUCUGCAAUCGGCGACAGACGCUGAAAAACACCAGCAAGAUUAACAUUUUCCAGGUGCAGUAGGGCAAAGACGGACCCUUUUUUUUUUGUAAAUACCAGAAAAUAACAAGGAUGUUACUAAUAAUCCAACAAAUCAAUGCUGCAAAGUACUGAAGCAUGUCCUUUGCUUUCAGUACACUUCAAUACUAUGUACACUGCGUACAUAGUUCGUGAGUGUGCACAUUUCGGCACUCUAGUGCUGUCCCAAAUCCAUUACGGCCGUUGGGUGCUUACCCCCGGAAAGGUUUGGUAGUCCCACCUCUUGUGCUACGUAGCCAAGAUGGUGACUUUUGAGGGUGGUAAGUGUCCAUCACUACACACUUACCAUUUCGACUGGUUUGAGUGCACGGACACGCACAAGACAAGAGCUGUGUCUCAGAUGGAAUACUUCAGUUAGUACACUUCAAUACAGUAUACUCUGUAUUGCACACAUUUUGACGGCGUAGUGCUGUCCCAAAUCCACUUACCCGCUUCUUCUUCUUCUCUGCUUUUAAGUUUGGAAACAUGGUUUGGUAGCUCCACCCCUUGAUGAAGAUUGCACUCACCAUUUGUGCGCAGUGCAUCAUCGGACAGUGCACUGAAUUAACUGCACGUAUGCACUCAAAAGACUAGAGCUGUGUCUAGCAUGGAAUUAAUACUGUGUACACUGUGUACUUAGUUCCUGAGUGUGCAAAUUAUGACAGGGUAGUGCUGUCCCAAAUCCACUUCCCUGUUUCUUCUCCUCUGCUUUUUAAGUUUGGUAGUCCAACCCCUUGCGCUACACAGCCAAGAUGGCGACUUUUGAGGGUGGCAAGUGUCCAUCGCUGCACACUCACCAUUUCGACUGUUUUGAGCGCAACACCCAGGCACUGACGGUACACUGCAUUUACUGCACUUGUGCACUCACAAGACAAGAGCUGUGUGGAAUGGAAUACUUCCGUCAGUACACUGCGUACUUAGUUUUUUAGUUCAAACAUUUUGACAGUAGUGCUGUCUUAAAUCCACUUACCCACUUCUUCUUCUUCUCUGCUUUUUAAGUUUGGAAAGGUUUGGUAGUCCACCCCUUACGCUACGUAGCCAAGAUGGCGACUAUCGAGGGUGGUAAGUGUCCAUCACUUGCACGCUUAGCACUGCAACCGUUUUGAGUGGAACAUCUAAGAACGGACAGUGCACUACAUUUACUAAACUUAUGCACUCAAAAGACUAGCGCUGUGCCUCAAAUGGAGUACUUCAGUCAGUAUACUAUGUACACCGUGCACUUAGUUCCUGAGUGCGCCAAGAUGGCGACUGCUGAGGGCGGUAAGCGUCCAUUUUGAGCAUUUUGAGUGCAACGUCCGGGCGUUUCCGUGUGCAACAGCAAGUUUAAGGACAAUCAGCGGUGUUCUUGAUAAUCAUAAAACAUGAAGUCCCGUGACAUGUGUUGGAUUUUUUCUACUUUGGUACGUUUUUAAUACGUUUUUUUUUCUCCUCCCGGUGAUGCCGUGAAAGCAGGUGGUUGUUGGUGUUGCCAGUUUGAUGCAAACAUCAUCAUGUUUUCUUUUGAUGAAUCCUUUCAUUUGGGAUGUUAAUCCGUGUUGGGUUUUUUUUAAAUAAAAAAAUUCAAUUUAAAACAAGCCUGAUAGAUUAGUAACAGAUUUUACAGACAUUUUAAUGAUUCUAAUAUAAAUCAAAUAAGAGACAGACUUACAAGGUGAGCGCGUGUUGUUUUUGUUGUUGCUUUUUCCUACUUAACUAGUUUUUUUCACCUUUAUUCUUCAACAAUUCUUUGCACUUUAGAGGGUAAACGGCGUGACGGGUGGUUUUGUAUGUAGCGCGUUGGUGGCGGGACAUUUGAUGAGAUUUGUGAGGGUGUUUUUUUGUUGUCGUUUUUGGACAUGAAAAGGAUGUAGCAGCAUCGCAAUGUCACAGGGAAACACACGCAGGCUAAACGCCAGAUAAGAAGGCUGUCAUGGUCGACAAUAAAUCAUCCUCAUGCUUUUGCUUGCUGUGUAUUUUAUAGAAGGACUUGUGAAAUAACUCCAUACUAACUUAUAAAAAUUCAAAUUAGAAUAAUACCGUGCUGUACGUAUAUCUUUAAUGACAUUUUAUGUGACUGCAGGAGGUUUUGCAAGAGGAGGGAAAACACUAAAGUUGUUUUUUUUUUUGUAAUUUUCUGUCUGAAAAAGUAAAUAAACUUGU
Molecule: messenger RNA, 4425 nt
Organism: Dunckerocampus dactyliophorus (ringed pipefish)
Lineage: Eukaryota; Metazoa; Chordata; Actinopteri; Syngnathiformes; Syngnathidae
Gene: pou6f1
Product: POU class 6 homeobox 1
Exons: 11
Coding region: 541-2292 (583 amino acids)
Biological process (GO): regulation of transcription by RNA polymerase II
Molecular function (GO): DNA-binding transcription factor activity, RNA polymerase II-specific; RNA polymerase II cis-regulatory region sequence-specific DNA binding
Source: RefSeq, a predicted model, not a curated record